AUGAUCGUGCCUGGGCAAUGCUUGGCUGACAUCGAGGUACAACCAGACGGUCUUCGAAGGGAACCCUUUGUCACAGUCUUAGUUGUGGCACAUGAGCUUGCAAGGACCACCUACCCGAAGCAGACAGCGUUCAGCAAAGAGGACUACUCAAGAGAAGUGAUAUGA
This is a messenger RNA of Letharia columbiana, 165 nucleotides long. RefSeq lists its product as uncharacterized. The record is from RefSeq and is a predicted model, not a curated record. The transcript is spliced from 2 exons. NCBI's taxonomy places the organism in Eukaryota, Fungi, Ascomycota, Lecanoromycetes, Lecanorales, Parmeliaceae. Bases 1 to 165 code for a protein of 54 amino acids.